Messenger RNA from Glycine soja, 486 nucleotides. RefSeq lists its product as uncharacterized. The transcript has a single exon. Bases 1 to 480 code for a protein of 159 amino acids. The record is from RefSeq and is a predicted model, not a curated record. Lineage: Eukaryota; Viridiplantae; Streptophyta; Magnoliopsida; Fabales; Fabaceae.
AUGUCUUCAAUUAGAUUCCUAUGGAUCCUGAUGGUGUCUUUGAAGGUAUCAUGCGUGUUAAGCCAACCGCAGAAGCUAUCAGCCUACGAUGUUCUGAUGGAGUACGGGUUCCUGGUGGGUCUUCUUCCCAAGGGAGCCAUAGGGUAUUCGCUUAACAGAGACAACGACAAGUUCGUAGUGUAUUUCCAAGGAGCAUGCAGCUUCGACAUAGAGUCCUACACACUCAAGUACAAAUCCACCAUCACGGGUGUCAUCUCAAAGGGCAGGCUCUAUAAUCUCAAAGGUGUCAUCGCCAAAAUCUUGCUCCUUUGGCUCAACAUCACUAAGGUCUCUUGUCAAGGGAACAAUAUUUACUUCUCUAUCGAAAUCACUUCCGUUGAUUUUGGUGUCAAGAAUUUCCUCGAAAGCCCCCAGUGUGGUUGUGGUUUCGAUUGCAAACCACUACCCUUAAACGGUGACGUUUCCGUUUCCUCAAUUUAAUUACAC